Psammomys obesus (fat sand rat) is the source of this 1335-nucleotide messenger RNA. It is a transcript of the gene Fut9, whose product is annotated as fucosyltransferase 9. NCBI's taxonomy places the organism in Eukaryota, Metazoa, Chordata, Mammalia, Rodentia, Muridae. Gene Ontology annotation, molecular function: alpha-(1->3)-fucosyltransferase activity. Bases 256 to 1335 code for a protein of 359 amino acids. The record is from RefSeq and is a predicted model, not a curated record. Gene Ontology annotation, cellular component: membrane. The transcript has 3 exons.
GCCCCCGGUUCCCUGAGCCCCCGCCGCCGCUCUCGCCUCCCGGCUUUCCCCCGACUCCAGCUCUGCUUUUAGGACAGCGCCGCCACCGCCUCCAGCUUUCGUCCCGCCCGCGACGCGCUGCCCUCACGCGCCCUGGAUGGCGCUUUCCCUUGCUGGGAUCGAUUUAGAAUGUGAUAACUCAAGUACCUGGUAACACAGUGGAAUAGUGCAACCCAUCUUGGCUUCCCAUGCUAUGUUCUCAGCAGUAAAAAAAUUAUGACAUCAACAUCCAAAGGCAUUCUUCGCCCAUUUCUAAUCGUCUGCGUCAUCCUGGGCUGCUUUGUGGCAUGUCUGCUCAUUUACAUCAAACCCACGAACAGCUGGGUCUUCAGUCCAAUGGAGUCUGCAAGUUCUGUGCUGAAGAUGAAAAAUUUCUUCUCCGCGAAAACUGAUUAUUUUAAUGAAACCACUAUUCUCGUUUGGGUGUGGCCAUUUGGGCAGACUUUUGACCUUACGUCCUGCCAAGCGAUGUUCAACAUCCAAGGGUGCCAUCUCACAACGGACCGUUCAUUGUACAACAAAUCCCACGCGGUCCUGAUACACCACAGAGACAUCAGCUGGGAUCUGACUAACUUACCUCAGCAGGCCAGGCCACCCUUUCAGAAGUGGAUUUGGAUGAACUUAGAGUCACCCACUCAUACCCCCCAAAAGAGUGGCAUUGAGCACUUGUUCAACCUGACUCUGACCUACCGCCGCGACUCAGAUAUUCAAGUGCCUUAUGGGUUCUUGACGGUGAGCACGAAUCCCUUUGCGUUUGAAGUGCCAAGCAAAGAAAAGUUAGUGUGCUGGGUUGUGAGUAACUGGAACCCGGAACAUGCCAGGGUCAAGUACUACAACGAGCUCAGCAAGAGUAUUGAGAUCCACACGUAUGGGCAAGCGUUUGGAGAGUAUGUGAAUGAUAAGAACCUGAUUCCCACCAUAUCUACUUGUAAAUUUUAUCUGUCUUUUGAAAAUUCAAUUCACAAAGAUUACAUCACAGAAAAGCUCUACAAUGCAUUUUUGGCUGGCUCAGUACCUGUUGUCCUCGGACCAUCUAGGGAAAACUAUGAGAAUUAUAUUCCAGCUGAUUCAUUCAUUCAUGUGGAAGAUUAUAACUCUCCCAGUGAGUUGGCAAAGUAUCUGAAGGAAGUUGACAAAAACAAUAAGCUGUACCUUAGUUACUUUAACUGGAGGAAGGAUUUUACUGUAAACCUCCCACGAUUUUGGGAAUCACAUGCAUGCCUAGCUUGUGAUCACGUAAAACGGCAUCAAGAGUAUAAGUCUGUUGGUAAUUUAGAGAAAUGGUUUUGGAAUUAA